AUGUUCAAGUCUAUCUUCGUCUUCGUCGCCCUCUUCGCUGUUGCCUUGGCGCAAUCCAACGUCCCAGUUGCCAUCCCAGUUGCUGUUCCUGUUGCCGUCCCCGUCAUGGUUCCAGUUAUGGUUCCUGUCAUGACCCCAGUUGCUGCCCCAGUUGCCACCGGAAAGGCACCCAAGGCCGCCAAGAAGGCCAAGACCCCAACUGUCUCUGCCGCCAAGGGAUCCAAGUUGAGUGCUUCUUCUGCCUCCUCCAAGUCUUCCAGACGCUACUUGAACCAGAUGCAAUAA
Molecule: messenger RNA, 285 nt
Organism: Cylindrotheca closterium
Lineage: Eukaryota; Bacillariophyta; Bacillariophyceae; Bacillariales; Bacillariaceae
Source: the annotation of a GenBank genome assembly